AUGAACUCCUCAGCACCUGCCGCAGCAGCAGCGGCGCCCGCGGCCGGUGGCGGCGGGGGUGGCGGUGGCAUCACCUUGGCAGAUGUGGCCAAGCACAAUACCAAGACAGACUGCUGGGUGGUGGUCGAUGGUCAGGUGCUUGAUGUCACUAGCUUCUUGUCGGAGCACCCGGGUGGCGAGUUGGCCAUCCUCACCUUUGCCGGAAAGGAUGCCACAGAAGAGUUCAACAUGAUCCACCCGCCAGAUGUGAUCGGCAAGUACGCGCCCGAUUCUGUGGUGGGCAUGAUCGGUGCCGGCGGAGGCGGCGGCGGCGGUGCCGUGGCAGCCGCUGGAGGUGGCGGCGGCGGUGGGGGCGGCAUCACCCUGGCAGAAGUCGCCAAGCACAACAGCAAGACCGAUUGCUGGGUGGUCGUGGAUGGUCAGGUGUUGGAUGUGACGUCCUUCCUCUCGGAGCACCCUGGCGGCGAGCUUGCCAUCCUCACUUUUGCAGGCAAGGAUGCCACAGAGGAGUUCAACAUGAUCCACCCGCCUGAUGUGAUCGGCAAGUAUGCGCCCGACUCUGUCAUCGGCAAGGUGGGCUCAGGUGCGCCUGCUGCGGAGCCCGCAAGCGGCGGCGGCGGCCUAGCGGCGCCUCUCCUGGCGAAGGAGGGAAAGAACUGGUCCAAGUCCGAGAAGAACCGUGAGCUGCGCAUGAAGGGCGAAGGCAAGAUUCCCGGCUGGAUCGGAGCCAUUUGCUACAUGGUGCUUGGCUUCAUGAAGGAGAUCCUCUUCACCAUCGUUCCCCAGAACAACGUGAUCAUCACCGGUGACCGCGUGGGUCUCACCCGUUCGGCCAUGUUCCUCUUCAUCUUCAUCAUCAUCCACGCCGUGGGCAACCUCCAUGUGUUCCUAGGCCCUGAUGACUUCAACGGCUACGGCUACUUCUACGUGCGACUGUAUUGGACGGGGUUCGGCUUCCAGGCAAACAUCGUCGAGGAGUACAUCUUGCUCGCAGCCCUGCUCCACGUCUUCGUAGCCUUGAGGAGGACCUGGGAUGUCAGCAUGAGCUACUCAAUCGCCUCGGGAAAGAUGAACUUGGCGAUGUCCGGCAUCACUCUGCUCACGUUCAUGAUGAUCCACUUGUACCAGUUCCGCUUCGGCGACACGCAGCCAUGGAAGCUGUGCCCACCUCCCUACCUCCUGAACCUGAAGACGCUGCUCCACCUCAGGCUGAACCUCUUCUGGGUCGAUGACCCCGGCUGCCAGGCCGUGUACGUGCGCGACAUCUACCGCAUGGAGUUCGAGAUCUUCCAGUCUUUGGGCUGGGUGCUCUUCUACCUCGCGGCUGUGAUCGUCUUUAGCGUGCACAUGUGCCUGGGAUGGCAGAAGGUCGUGCCAGCCCCAGCCUUGGAGAUCCCCAAGAAAUACCACAGCAGAGCCAUCCACAUGGGCUACGUCUUCACCUUCUUCAUCGCCCUGAUCUACGCCAGCUUCCCUCUCUACACCCACCUCUUCUCCAU
Symbiodinium pilosum is the source of this 1499-nucleotide messenger RNA. The record is from the annotation of a GenBank genome assembly. NCBI's taxonomy places the organism in Eukaryota, Dinophyceae, Suessiales, Symbiodiniaceae.